This is a messenger RNA of Suncus etruscus (white-toothed pygmy shrew), 2703 nucleotides long. RefSeq names its product inositol 1,4,5-triphosphate receptor associated 1 (gene IRAG1). The transcript has 20 exons. The record is from RefSeq and is a predicted model, not a curated record. The coding region runs from base 1 to 2703 and encodes 900 amino acids. Lineage: Eukaryota; Metazoa; Chordata; Mammalia; Eulipotyphla; Soricidae.
AUGGGAGUGGGUUUGACUUGUCCUUUUGGCAUUUCCUCAGCCUGCGGAGCCCAGGCCUCUUGGAACAUCUUUGAGGCUGACACAGAGGAGGUUCCGGGCACACGUGGCCACUCCAGCCAGGAGGCUGCCAUGCCCCACAUUCCUGAGGAAGAAGAGCCCCCCGGAGAGUCCCAGACAGCCCAGAGCCAAGUAAGUGAUUCUCCCCCUCUAGGAAUAUCUUGCAGCCCACCCACCAUCAUCCUCUCUGGGGAUGCCAGUUCACGAGAAGGAGAAACUGACAGAAACCUGGUUAAUAGAACACCCAGUCCCCACAGGAGGCUUUCUCACCGACACUUGAAAGUUUCCACUGCUUCCCUCACUUCUGUGGACCCUGCAGGCCACAUCAUUGACCUAGUGAAUGACCAGCUGCCAGAUAUUAGCAUCUCAGAGGAAGACAAGAAGAAAAACCUGGCACUGCUGGAAGAAGCCAAGUCAGUCAGUGAGCGCUUCUUGACCCGGCGUGGGAGGAAGUCUCGAAGCAGUCCUGGAGACUCCCCUUCAGCUGUUUCCCCAAACCUCAGUCCUGGAGCUUCUCCUGAGUCUUCUAGAAGCAACUCACUUACCAUCCCUACACUGCCUGGUCUCGACACAUGUAUCAGCUCACAGUCCCCACUUCCUGGAGCACAGCCACAGAAGGGGAAUGAAGCAGAAGUCUUGUUGCCUCACCCGGGCGAGUCUCAUGUUCCCAAAGGGCUAGCUGACCGUCAACAGAAUGACCAGAGGAAAGUGUCUCCGGGCAGGCUGUCUCCUCGCUCUCCCACAGUUGAGAAGUCCAAAGACAUUGCAAUAGAACAAAAGGAAAAUUUUGACCCCCUCCAGCACCCUGAAGCCACUGCCAAAAGCCCUUCAGGCACCAGUUUUGGGAAAAUGGCCCUGAACAGCCCCCCAUCAGGCCCUGUGGAGAGUGAGUCAGGCAAACUGCUCCUGAAGACAGCCAGGGAUGGCAACCCUCUGCCCAGGGGCCCUAACCAAGGCUCUGGAGGGGCUGUUCCCCACCCCCCUCAGGGAAAAGGGACAGCUGGAGAGCCAGCAGGAUCCAAGGUUAGCUCCAAAUCUGAGCUUCGGUCCCCUGGAUCCAGGCCCCCCUUGCAGCGGGGAGUAUCUUGGGACAGCAGCCCCGAAGAGUCUGGCCCUCGGAUACAGAAGGUGCUUGCCAAGCUGCCUCUGGGAGAGGAAGAGAAGCAUUUUGCAAGUAAAGUCAGCAGCAAAUUGGCUAAGACACCUGGACUCAAAGACUUACAGAUACAAGUGCAGCCCGUGAGGAUGCAGAAGCUAACCAAGCUCCGCGAGGAACACAUCCUGAUGAGAAAUCAGAACUUAGUGGGACUUAAGCUUCCAGAACUUAGUGAAGCAGCUGAGCAGGAAAAAGGGAUCCCUUCUGAGCUCAGCCCACCUCUUGAGGAAGAAGAAUCAAAGAGUGGCUUGAAUGUCAUGCCCAAUAUUUCAGACGUGCUGCUGCGAAAAUUGCGGGUCCACAAAUCUCUCCCUGGAAGUGCCCCUCCACUCACAGAAAAGGAAGUUGAGAACGUGUUUGUACAACUGUCCUUGGCCUUUAGAAAUGACAGCUACACCCUGGAAUCUAGAAUUAACCAGGCUGAAAGGGAACGGAAUUUGACAGAGGAGAACACAGAGAAGGAACUGGAAAACUUCAAAGCUUCCCUUACGUCUUCAGCUUCCCUAUGGAACAACUAUGAGCAUCGAGAGACCUACCAGAAGCUUCUGGAGGACAUCGCUGUGCUGCACCGCCUGGCUGCCCGCCUCUCCAGCAGGGCCGAGAUGGUGGGCGCUGUCCGCCAGGAAAAGCGCAUGUCAAAGGCCACAGAAGUGAUGAUGCAGUAUGUAGAGAAUUUGAAGAGGACGUAUGAGAAGGAUCAUGCAGAGCUCAUGGAGUUUAAGAAGCUUGCAAAUCAGAACUCAAGUCGCAGCUGUGGCCCCUCUGAAGAUGGGGUCCCACGCACAGCACGAUCCAUGUCCCUCACUCUGGGAAAGAAUAUGCCUCGCCGAAGAGUCAGUGUUGCUGUGGUUCCCAAGUUCAAUGCUCUGAACCUUCCAGGCCAAUCUCCUAGUGCAUCCCCCAUCCCUUCCUUACCAUCCCUGUCAGAAUCACCAAAUGGGAAAAGCAACCUACCUGUUACCUCAGCACUGCCCGCACUUUUGGAAAAUGGUAAAACAAAUGGAGACCCAGAUUGUGAACCCCCUGUUCCUGUGCCCACUUCAAGCUUCCCGGAGGAGAUUAGCCAGGAGACCAAGGCAAGGGUGGAGGAAGAAGCCUAUAACAAGAGUUACCAGGAAGGUCUAAAGAAGACCAGUGAGCUUCAAGACCUGAAAGAGGAGGAAGAAGAAAUAAAGAGUGAGAAUCCUGAGGAACCUGAAGAGGAGGUAGAAGAAACUGAGGAGGAAGAAAAGGAACAGAGAAGCAGCAAACUUAAAGAAUUGGUCCAUUUGUUACAAGUCGUGUAUCCCAAACUGUGUCAGCACUGGCAAGUCAUCUGGAUGAUGGCUGCAGCAAUGUUGGUCUUGAUGGUCAUUCUGGGGCUCUACAAUUCCUAUAACUCUUGUGUGGAACCAGCUGACAUGUCCCCUGGGAUGUCCUCUUGCUCUACAGCCCAACGGGACUCCUGGUGGGGUUCAGGACUCCAGCAUGAGCAGCCUACAGAGCAAUAG